GCUAAGAACAUCCGUAUAUUUUUCGUCGAUUUCAUUGUACGAUCAAUUGUUUAUGCCAUUUUCGUUGACAGAAGCUUGUUAGCGUAGAAAUCUAGCACCCAUAGUUUCUACAUCAGACUUUUGCUUCUCGGCUUCAUGAUUUCUGAUGCAGAAAAGAUGUGGAUCCACUUUGUUCUCUUCUCGUGACCUACUUUCUCAUUUUGUGGUUUUGGGUUUCUGCAACUGUUGGCAUUUAUAUAUAGUUCUGACCAGAUCAUCUUAAUUUUGACGCAUUGCUGAAAAUCACUUCUUCAAAUAUGUCAGGGAUAAACGAACAGGGUUUCGUUACUUCCGAUCGCAAAUAACUGUGGUGGAGUAAAGAAUUUGAUCAAGCGGUACAUUAUGGCAUCGUCACCGUCGGCGACAGAAGAGGAAGAAACCUAUAACUCUUCUUCGUCUGUUAAAUUUGGUACUGCUGAGGCCCUUGAACACGUCCAAGAGCUCACAGAUGUUGGAGCCAUGACUCGUCUCCUUCAUGAGUGCAUUGCCUACCAGCGUGGCCUAGAUCUCCAACUCGAGAACAUCCUCUCCCUCCGCCCCGAUCUUGACAAGCAUCUCUCUUUCCUCCAGAAAUCUGCCGAUGUCCUUGACAUUGUGAAAGCCGAGUCCGAUCACAUGCUAUCCAAUGUUGAUUCCACUUGUAUUCUCGCCGAUCAGGUUUCCAGCAAGGUCCGUGAACUCGACCUUGCUCAAUCUCGCGUCAAUGAAACCCUCCUUCGCAUAGAUGCCAUUGUAGAAAGGUCCAACUGCAUUGAUGGCGUUCAAAAGGCCCUGGAUAACGAAGACUUUGAGUCAGCCGCUAAUUAUGUCCAAACCUUCCUCCAGAUAGAUGCAAAAUACAAGGAUUCAGGUGCAGAUCAGAGGGAGAUGCUCUUUGCUUCUAAGAAACAACUCGAAGCAAUUGUUAGGCGAAGACUAUCAGCGGCUGUGGACCAGAGAGACCACCCCACUGUCCUUCGUUUCAUCAGGCUUUACUCGCCUCUGGCUUUGGAAGAAGAAGGAUUACAGGUCUAUGUUAGUUAUUUAAAAAAGGUGAUAUCUUUGAGAUCUAAACAUGAAUUUGAGCAGUUGGUGGAACUCAUGGAGCAAAAUCAGAGCCAGGUAAAUUUUGUUGCCUGUUUGACCAAUUUGUUUAAAGAUAUCGUGCUAGCAAUCGAAGAGAAUGAAGAGAUAUUGAGGAGUUUGUGUGGAGAAGAUGGCAUUGUCUAUGCAAUCUGCGAGCUCCAAGAAGAGUGCGAUUCUAGGGGUUCUUUGAUAUUGAAAAAGUACAUGGAGUUUCGUAAGUUGUCCAAAUUGACGUCUGAGAUCAAUUCUUACAAGACCGAUUUGACCGCUGCUGGGGAUGAAGGCCCGGACCCAAGGGAAAUUGAGUUGUAUCUGGAAGAAAUAUUGUCACUUACACAGCUGGGAGAGGACUACACCGAAUAUAUGGUUUCAAAGAUAAAGGGGCUGAGUCAUGUCGAUCCAGAAUUGACUCCUCGAGCCACUAAAGCUUUUAGGAGUGGGAAUUUUAGCAAAGUUAUUCAAGACAUAACUAGUUAUUAUGUGAUCUUGGAGGGAUUCUUCAUGGUGGAAAAUGUCAGGAAGGCUAUUAAGAUUGAUGAGCAUGUAAUGGACAGCCUCACAACGUCCAUGGUUGAUGAUGUGUUUUAUGUUCUACAGAGUUGCUGUCGUAGGUCGAUAUCCACUUCCAACAUUAAUUCUGUUAUUGCUGCAUUGAGCAGUGCUGUAAGUUUGCUGGGUGGUGAGUAUAACGAUGCUUUGCAGCAGAAAAUGAGGGAGCCCAACCUUGGAGGAAAGCUGUUCUUGGGUGGUGUUGGAGUGCAGAAGGCAGGAAUCGAUAUUGCUACUGCCUUGAAUAACAUGGAUGUGAGCAGUGAGUAUGCCCUGAAACUACGACAUGAGAUUGAAGAGCAAUGUGCUGAGGUAUUCCCUGCUCCAGGUGAUAGAGAAAGGAUCAAGUCGUGUCUAUCCGAGUUUGGAGAGAUGAGCAAUGGGUUCAAGAAGGCCUUGGUUGCUGGGUUGGAGCAGCUUGUAGGUACCAUGACACACCGAAUCCGUCCAGUUUUGGACAGUGUGGCAAGCGUUAGUUAUGAGCUCUCUGAGGCGGAAUAUGCAGAAAACGAGGUGAAUGACCCAUGGGUUCAGAGACUUCUUCAUGCUGUCGAGACCAACACGGGAUGGCUCCAGCCCGUGAUGACGGGCAACAACUAUGACUCUUUUGUUCAUUUGGUAAUCGAGUUCAUCGUAAAAAGGCUUGAGGUCAUCAUGAUGCAAAAAAGGUUCAGUCAGCUUGGAGGUCUGCAACUGGACAGAGAUGUGAGGGGUCUAGUGAGCCAUUUCUCGGGCAUGACCCAAAGAACGGUGAGGGAUAAGUUUGCUCGGCUAACCCAAAUGGCAACGAUUCUGAACCUGGAGAAGGUUUCGGAGAUUUUGGACUUCUGGGGUGAAAACUCAGGACCCAUGACCUGGAGACUAACUCCAGCUGAGGUGAGGAGAGUUUUAGGCAUGAGGGUUGAUUUCAAACCAGAGGCAAUAGCUGCUCUUAAAUUGUGAUCACCAACUUGGCAUAAACAAGGGUUCAAUUUGUUUGUUUUUAUUGAAAAGAAAAGCAGAAUCUCUUUCUAUUCAGAAUGUUUUUUUUUAAAUCUAAAAGAGAAAUUUAUGGACUCUGGUGGAUGUGAAGA
Messenger RNA from Cynara cardunculus var. scolymus (artichoke), 2726 nucleotides. RefSeq names its product conserved oligomeric Golgi complex subunit 4. Lineage: Eukaryota; Viridiplantae; Streptophyta; Magnoliopsida; Asterales; Asteraceae. The coding region runs from base 382 to 2595 and encodes 737 amino acids. The record is from RefSeq and is a predicted model, not a curated record. The transcript is spliced from 3 exons.